Molecule: messenger RNA, 2701 nt
Organism: Coccinella septempunctata (seven-spotted ladybird)
Lineage: Eukaryota; Metazoa; Arthropoda; Insecta; Coleoptera; Coccinellidae
Gene: boss
Product: protein bride of sevenless
Exons: 4
Coding region: 234-2435 (733 amino acids)
Biological process (GO): G protein-coupled receptor signaling pathway
Cellular component (GO): membrane
Molecular function (GO): adenylate cyclase inhibiting G protein-coupled glutamate receptor activity
Source: RefSeq, a predicted model, not a curated record
CAGCAAUAUCCACUUUCAAUCGAUCCGAAAGGGAGCACGAUUUUCUUACAGCCCGCAGUUCUUGCAAAGUUUGUAUCGAUUGUAUCCAAGCAAUACACUCAUUCUGAAAGGGAAAACCAUGGUCCAACCAUUGAAACGGCUUACUGAAGCCUGAAACGGAAACAUACGCGGUGUGUGCACCUAAUUUACAAAACAAUAAUCGAAAUGGAACACUGAGACUGGACCAUGACACCAUGCAGUCCCCUGGUUUUUUCCUGUUCGUUCAAAUAGUUGGGCUCUCCUUGGUGCAUUGUUAUGUAAAUAAAAGUGAGGGUGAAGUUAACAUUGCAGUGAUUUUUUCCAAUUGCAACGGCACAGCUAGAAUCGACCAGAAACUCGAUGCUUCCAGAUGGAUCGUGGAUAGGAUUAACUUCCUUUCCGUCUUCAAGACGCUGAAAGUUGGACUGGCAGCUUACAAUGCAUGCAAGUCUGAAGAUUACGUCGAAGCUCUUUUCGACGUGUGGAGGAAAAAAGCAACGGAACAUUUCCUAGGGGUUAUAGCAGAGGAUAAUGUAACUGACGACGUAGAAGGAUUGUCUCAUGCCUUGAGAUUAAAUCUGAAGCGUUUUCAUCCAGAUUCCACCUAUCUGGUGAGGAGUACUGUGAGUGUACUGGAAGCCUUGAAAUGGAGCGAUAAUGUCACCGCUGUUAUUCAAGAUAAGAAAUUGGUGGAUGAACUCUUUCAGAUCGCUAGAACUCGUAAAAUAUGCAUCAGUAAAUACUGGAUACUCAGAGAAAAUUCCACUUACGAAUCGUUGAAUGAAGAAGGACCCUUGAUAAUAUUUGCAGAUCACUACCAAAUAACGAACUUCUUGUCCAACAACGAGCAUUUGCUCGAUGGCCAAAUGAUUUUAAUUCCAACAGAUGGACAGACUCUUGACAUUUCAGAAAACUCUUACACAAUCCUUCCAUCUAAUCUUCCACUGAAUGACAGCAGGGAGAAGGUUAACCUCAUACCAGCCCAACUCAUUUUCGAGCUCUCUCAGCCAAUCCUGAGCUACACAGAGCUUUUGAGAAUAUUUCUGAAGAUCCACUGCAAUGAAACCAAACAAGAACUCUCAUGUUUACAAAAUAAAAAAUUACAAUUUUCCACAAAGGACUCCUUGUACACCAACGAAAUGAUAUUGAAUAUACUUAAGAUUGAACCUUCACGAAAUAAUUUCCUCUACGAUGUAUACAGGGUUGAAAACGAAUCCGAAGAAUUCUUCAAGAUGGGUUACAACUUCAAACAAUCGCUGAGGAAAGCUUUCACUUACAACUUAUUCGAUGAUCAUCUAGUGAAUCUAUAUGAUUUGCCUGUUGGUAAUUCUUCGUCGAUCUGUGUUGAGGAUUUGAAAACUUGUCGACAGUCAUGUCUGAAUUUCCGGGAAAUGAAGCAGGGUAUUCACGUUUUUCUGUACGACCCUGUAGAGUUUCGUUCUGAACCUUUCGUGCUUGUAUUUAUUGCUAUAUCGGCUGUUGGUGUUCUUGUCAAUUUGAUUAUUUUAACGUUUCUUUUCAUUUGUAUAUGUAGGAAAGAGGUGCUUGAAGGUAAUCCAGCAACUACCAUAUUUCUUCUUCUUACCGUGCUCUUUAUGUAUUGCUCAGUGUUACCCUUCGCCAUUAAAGAACAUAUGGAUAAUGCAAACAUUCUUUGUCUCUUGAAAUCCUUAUGGACCACCCUCAGUAUAUGCGGUGCAUUUUCACUUAUCUUGUCACGAUGUAUUCUUCUUGCGACAGUCACCAAAGAAAUAGCUUACAUGUCACAUAUUCCUGGUUCAGUACAAUCUUUCAUGACACUCUUCAUAUUUGGAAUCCAAACAGCUUUAAGUCUACAGGUCAUCAACGACUGUCAAGGGGUUUUUUCAGGUUCAACCUUCAUUUACCUCAUGUCUUACAACAUCCUCCUUCUCCUCAUGAUUCUGUGUCUAGGUCCCAUGAUUUUCAAAUCUCAGAGGAACUACAAGGAGGGCAAAUAUUUCUUCAUUUCCGCUGUUAUGAUAGCGAUGUGCUGGUGUUUCUGGAUCUCCUGUUAUAAGGUCCUGAACGAAUCUUGGAGGGAUCUUCUGAUUUGUUUUGCCACUGUGUCCACGGCGUCUGUAUUGCAAGGGAUUAUAUUGGUGUCUAGGACUUAUUUGAUGAUGGUGUCUUCAGUACGGCAUAAGAUUAGGAACAGUUUGCCUAAUUUGAAUGAAAGGAAUGGAGUGCUGGAUAUUUACAGGGCAGAUGCUAGGCAAGUCUACGACUGUGUAAACGUUGCAGCUCUAAACGCUAUUUCAGUGGCAAGGGCUGGAAUAACAACAACAGACCUAGAUGAUGACAUUUACAAUUAUCCAACAUUACCAAGGGAUGAAGAACUCAACUUUGAAGUCCAGACAAACUCUUCUGUACAACUGGACAAAGUGACACGGUUUUGAAAAGUGAUAGCGUAUUGCUAAUUGCAUAUGUUGACAAACAAUUAUUUUUAUAUUCCAGACUCAGAAGGCUCUAUUUUGAUUUUUCCCUUAUUUAAAGAUGCUGGUAUUAAAAUAACUAGGAUAUUUUUGAUCUUAAAUAUCUUUUGAUAUUAUAUCUUUCGUAUAGGUCCCUAAGAAGACUUUCAUAUUGAUUCAAUGGAUAGACAAACACCGAAUAUCAUUUCACAAUUAAUCAUUAUUGUAUGAAUGAUUUUUAUAAUAGAUAU